Molecule: messenger RNA, 2766 nt
Organism: Malassezia pachydermatis
Lineage: Eukaryota; Fungi; Basidiomycota; Malasseziomycetes; Malasseziales; Malasseziaceae
Product: utp13-u3 snornp protein
Exons: 2
Coding region: 1-2766 (921 amino acids)
Biological process (GO): endonucleolytic cleavage to generate mature 5'-end of SSU-rRNA from (SSU-rRNA, 5.8S rRNA, LSU-rRNA); endonucleolytic cleavage in 5'-ETS of tricistronic rRNA transcript (SSU-rRNA, 5.8S rRNA, LSU-rRNA)
Cellular component (GO): nucleolus; small-subunit processome; 90S preribosome
Molecular function (GO): protein binding; U3 snoRNA binding
Source: RefSeq, a predicted model, not a curated record
AUGUCGUCGCAGGGCGGAUCGGCGUCCAUGCCGCGCCUGUGCACUUCGUUUGCCAAGGGCGACUCGCUCGAUCCAUUUUACUCGGGUGGAGCUGUUGCUUUGACCACUGAUGCGUCGUGGAUUGCCGCGACUUUUGGCUCUGAUGUGCACGUCGUUGAUGUGUCGACAUCGCGCAUUCUGCACAAGCUGCCUGGUGAUGGCGAAGAUAUCAAUAGCCUCGUGCUUUCGAAGAACGAUGUGUUCCUGGUGACAGCCUCGCGCUCCCUGGCCCUGCACUUUUACCAGCUUCCUGACAUGACGUUAGUGCGAACGAUUGCCAAGGCGCAUGAAGCACCGAUUGCCCUCAUGGCAGUCGACCCUACCUCAAGUUUGCUUGCGACAGGCAGUGCCGAUGGCAGUGUCAAGGUAUGGGAUAUGAAAGGCGGGUUCUGUACGCACGUUUUCCGUGGGCAUGGCGGCGUGGUGAGUGCGCUGUACUGGCAUGUUCAAGCGCGUCAACCUGGGACGAAGCAACGUACUGUGCAGCUGAUCACCGGAUGUGUCGAUGGCAAAGUGCGUGUAUGGGACUUGCACGGCUCGGCUCAAGCGUCCGCCAAGCCCACUGCUGUGCUGAGUGCCCAUGCAGGUGUUGUGCGUGGCAUCGGUAUGGCCGCCGAUGGCCAAACGCUGGUCAGUGCGGCGCGUGACCAAACGAUCGUGUUUUGGGACUGGAAAGAGGCACGUUGGCACCGCCGUGAUAUCCAGCUGGCGCAGGAGCGUAUUGAGGCGCUGCAUUUCGUUCCCUCGUCGCCCUACUUCUACACGGCAGGCUCGCAAGGCGCACUGCGACUGUGGCACGUCCAGACGGGUGCAGAAGUGCAUCGUGCCAUCGUUAUGGAGCCUGACGAAGAGGAUGACGAGCUGCAUGGCCUUACCGAUGCACUCCUGGCGCCCACGGCCAAUGUCAUCAUGAGCGUCUCUGCGACCCAGGAUAUGGCAUUGUAUGCGAUCGAUGCUACGACGCCGAGCCUGACGCAGACGCGCCAACUCGUCGGUUACAAUGAUGAAAUUGUGGACCUAGCUGUGGUCGACGACCGAUUCCUUGCCGUGGCGUCGAACAACACGCAGCUGCGUAUCUACAAACUCGAUACCCAGGACCACGACGUGGUGCUUGUGGAUGGACACAGCGAUAUGGUGCUUUGCCUUGAUACGAGUCCCGAUCAACAGUGGCUCGUAAGUGGCUCCAAAGACCGUACAGCGCGCGUAUGGGCGCGCGUAAGCGAGCAGCGCGAUGGCUGGGCCUGUCUGGGUGUGUGUGAAGGCCAUGCAGAGAGUGUCGGUAGCGUGGCGAUGGCACGACAGACGUUGCCUGACUCGGGCCGCACACCGUUUGUCGUAACGGCCAGCCAGGACCGCACCGUCAAGCUGUGGGACUUGACCUCGUUGACUCUCAAGGACCGCGCGACGAAACUCUCGUCGCUACUGACCCUCAAGAUCCACGACAAGGACAUCAAUGCGAUCGAUAUUGCGCCCAACAAUGCCAUGCUGGUCAGUGGCUCGCAAGACCGCACGGCCAAAGUCUUCCGCAUACACUACACGCCGCCCUCGAAAUCAAAUGGCCACUGUGCGAGCGCCUCGUUGGAAGCGCUGGCGACCUGCCGUGGCCACAAACGCGGUGUAUGGUCCGUCCAGUUCUCACCCGCCGAGCAAGCGUUUGCCACGGCCUCGAGUGAUCAGACGGUUCGCAUGUGGAGUCUCAAAGACUUUAGCUGCGUGCGUGUGUUUGAGGGGCACACAGGUAGUGUGCUGCGUCUGCGGUAUUUGCCGGGCGGUGCCCAAAUUGCCUCGUCGGCCAACGAUGGUCUGUUGAAAGUGUGGAAUGUGCGUGACGAGGCAUGUGCGGUCACAAUUGAUGCGCACGAGGACAAGGUAUGGACCUUGGCCGUACGAAAGCGUACCGAGGCCACGUCGCCCCUGCAGCUGAUUAGUGGCGCGGCGGAUAGUACCAUGGCGAUCUGGAACGAUACCACGGCCACGGUCGAGGCGGAAAAGGCACAGCAGGCCAAGCUGGCAGUCGAGCGUGAGCAGGAAUUCUCCAAUCUCGUUCUCCUGAAAGACUACCGCAAUGCUAUUGCGCUGGCCUUCCAACUGAAUCAGCCACGGCGUUUGCUACAGCUGUUCACGCAAGUCGCCUCCUCGCGUCCUGACUACGAUGCCAUGGCUUCGAUGGACCGCCUGCUGGCCGAUGCGUUGGGUACCUCCCUGCCUUCUUUGGAGGCAGGGCAUGGCAGCAUUACCGGUCUAGAGGCCGUCGAUCAGAUUGUCGCUCAGCUCCCGCAUGCUCAGCUCGUCCAGCUCUUGGCGUACAUUCGCGACUGGAACACAUCGGCACGUACAUCGCCGAUGGCGCAGCUGAUUCUGCAUGCGAUCGUGCGUCAAAUUGAUGCCGACACGAUCCUCGAUGCGUUUGAGCAUGCGAAGCAGCAAGCCAAGAAGACGACGUCGAACGACGACAGCGUAGCGACAACCAAGGCACCUGCGCCCGUAUCCGCCACCGCCAUGAUCGAGGGGCUGUUGCCGUACACGGAGCGCCACUAUGCGCGCGUGGAUCGCAUGCUGGUAGAAAGUGCGAUGUUGGAGUACUCGCUCCAAGCUAUGGAUGCUGUGCUGGGCCCAUGGGACGAGGAGGAUGUCGAGGCGGAGGACAUGGUGGCUGCGGAGCACCACGACAACGACGAGGGCUCCAUGGCCGCGAUGGAGACGGACAGUGACGCAUCGGACGCAUAG